This is a messenger RNA of Colossoma macropomum (tambaqui), 3667 nucleotides long. It is a transcript of the gene gja5b, whose product is annotated as gap junction protein, alpha 5b. The transcript is spliced from 2 exons. The coding region runs from base 727 to 1896 and encodes 389 amino acids. The record is from RefSeq and is a predicted model, not a curated record. NCBI's taxonomy places the organism in Eukaryota, Metazoa, Chordata, Actinopteri, Characiformes, Serrasalmidae. Gene Ontology annotation, biological process: cell communication. Gene Ontology annotation, cellular component: connexin complex.
GCCAACUUUCAGGAGGAAGACAGAGGUUUGAUUCCUCGAAGGCAACCAGAGAGACAUCCAUUCUUAGCCUCUGCAUUAGUAAAGAGGAACCAAAAGCCCGUCUUGUCCAUCAAUCUGAGGAUCACAAGACACCUAUACCUCUGCUGACUCAGAGAGAAGAGAGCGAGAGAGGGACUAUCAAUCCAGAUUAGCGCCGAUGGCCUAACAUCCAACCCUCUACCGGUGUAUCAGCGGAGACAGCAGUGAAGAGGGACAUACUGCCUUCACCCACACCCAGCGAAUGUGUCAAUCUCAACACCUUGAAUCAGAGCAAAAGUUGCACUAACUCCCUCAGCCCUACUACUGAGAGACAUCAAACGAUCUGACUCGAUAGCAGGGGGAACAAGAAGAGAGCCCGUCUGCCUUAUUCUGUCUGCCUUUUGUCAGGUGCUUUGUGCCUCAGGCGCUAAUCUCAGGCAGCUCCCAAUCUUUACACUAAUAGAGUCGUCAUCAGAUCAAGCUUGGAGGUCUUUGAAGUUCAUUACCAGUCUACCGUCAGAGACGUGAGCUUGAGCACGAGAUAGCCUGGAGCUGUUUCUUCAUUGAGACAGAAACUACGCAUUUGUAGAGGACUACAGAGGUCACCUGACAGAGACAUCUGCCCAGCUGUCUGAUAUUUAAGAGAGACCUAUCAGUCGGAAAAGAGGCAGAGAAGCAGGUCACACAGCAGACCCCAUCUGAGUGUCUAUGGCUGACUGGAGCUUGCUGGGGAACUUUCUAGAAGAGGUGCAGGAGCACUCCACCUCGGUGGGGAAGGUGUGGCUCACCAUCCUCUUCAUCUUCCGCAUCCUGGUGCUGGGAACUGCGGCCGAGUCGUCAUGGGGCGACGAGCAAGAGGACUUCACCUGCGACACAGAGCAGCCUGGCUGCGAGAACGUCUGCUACGAUCGCGCCUUCCCCAUCGCCCACAUCCGCUACUGGGUGCUGCAGAUCGUCUUCGUCUCCACACCCUCACUCAUUUACAUGGGCCACGCCAUGCACACUGUCCGCAGGGAGGAGAAGAGGAGGCAGAAGGAGCAGGAGGACCAGGGAGGCGGGGGAGAAGGAGGAGGGGGAGGAGGAGGAGGAGGAGGAAGAGGUGGAGUUGGGGAGAAGUACCCCGAGGAAGAGAGGGACUGCGGGAAGGAAGAGGGUGGAGGAGGUAAAGUACAGUUGAGGGGGGCACUGCUGCAGACCUAUGUCCUGAGCAUCAUCAUCCGCAGCCUGAUGGAGGUGGUUUUCAUCGUGGUGCAGUACAUGAUCUAUGGGAUCUUUCUCCAGGCACUCUACCUGUGCAAGGGCCCGCCGUGCCCACACCCGGUCAACUGCUACAUCUCGAGGCCUACAGAGAAGAACGUCUUCAUCGUGUUCAUGCUGGUAGUGGCAGCCGUAUCGCUCCUUCUGAGCAUCUUGGAGCUCUACCACUUAGCGUGGAAGCAGUGCAAGAGGUGCGUUAAGGACUACCAAGCUACUAAGCAGCAAAGAUCUGGCACGCCCUCAACGGUGGCUGCUGCUUCUCCAGAACCUUCCACACCAGAAAGAACCUGCACUCCACCUCCUGGCUUUAACGAGUGCUUGGCGACAUCCUCACCAUCUCCCCACUCAUUGCGAACACACUCCAGCUGCCCGCCAUUCAACGAUCACCUGGCGCACCAACAGAAUUCUGCCAAUAUGGCGACAGAGCGCCAUCGCAGCCGUGACGACAACCUGGGGUCGGAGGACUUCCUUAAGAUGAGCUUCUCACAGGAACCUGUGGACACGCCCAACUCCUGUGCUCCACCCACACUGCUAAGCAAUGGAUUUUUAACCGACAAGAGGCGGUUCAGCAAGAGCAGUGGGACAAGCAGUAGAGUGAGGCCAGAUGAUCUGGCAGUAUAAUCUUGAUUUAAAGUGAUAUUUCAGUGAAAAAUGUACUUUUCCUCUUACCUCUUGCGUCUGAAGUUUGCUAAAGGGUAAUGUAGCUAACAAGGAAAGGAGGUUAUGGGAAUGGGCUAAAGUAUGUUGCACAACCAAAAAGCUAUUAUAUUGACAUUUCAAUUUUGUCUGUACUUGUAUUACUUAUUUCUAUACUUGCAGUGGUUUCCAACUCUGGUCCUGGAGAUCCAUCUUCCCACAGAGCCUAGAACCAACCACAGCUAAUCAGCCUCCUCCCAGUUAUAUAUACUAGAGUUAAGCAAGAGGCAAGGCAGCUUAUUGGAUACAAGUUGAAUCUAAACUCUGUGGGAAGGCAGCUCUCCAGGACCAUGGUUGGGGACCACUGCCAUCUAGAAACCACAUAAGCAAGGCUGUUUGAGAUUACUCAAGAACAGGGGGUCACAACCCCAUUCCUGGUGUCGAGUACAGUUUGGUGAUUUACCUGCAUAAACGCACCUUAUUCAACUGAUCUGUUAAUUGUCAGGUUUAGUGGGUGUGCUUGAGUAGGCAAUCUAUCAAACUGUGCUGGACACUGACACUCCAGGACUGGAGCUGUGCACCCCUGCUUAAGAACAACAUAGUUUGAGUCGUGUGUGGAGCAUAAACUCCUACUGUUAGCUAAAGAAAGCAAACAUCAGACACAGACAUGUCUUGGUUAAUUGCAUUUUGGGUGAGCAUGAAAUUGUGUAAAUUUCAUUUUUCACUGAACUAUCACUUUGAGUUCUUGGGAUGAGAAGCCAUAAGACGAUGUUUAAAAAUGCUACCAACACUUGACUAUUAGCACUGGUCCAUCUUGUCCUGUGAAGGCACAAACGAAGUCAAGCCUGCUGUAAGAUAAGAAUGUGAUUAAGUAAUGCUUGCCAAUAGCAAUAGACAAUGUGCUUGAGAGGGUUUUGAGAAGAGUUACUGACCAACUGCAGAAAAGUUGACAAUCUUAACAUCCUUGAAAUUCUGCAGGUGCGAGACAUGCCUACUUAUGUGGAGAUGCAAUAAAAGGCCACGAGAUAGUGGUUACACCAGGGACCUUAACUGUGAUUGGACAAGGCAGUAUGGACCCAGUGGCACAGCACUCACAGAUAGAGAUCACUGCCAGACUAAAAACUGUCAGAACUUCUUCACCGAGACAAGAACCGGAGCUCUUUAGAGGCAUUACUGGUCUUGAAAAGUUUGCCUGUUAUUAACUGUGCUUAAUUUCAGGCUGAAAUUGCUUUGAAAACUGUUCAUUGUUUAAAAGCUUGGUGCUUUAUCUAUACCAGAGCAUAAAUUCUGAUUCUGAAUGUUUGGUGGAGCAAAUGGCUUCAGUAUCAUUUGUUUAUUAUUAACUUUUAAUUAUUUUCAUUACCAAUGCAUUUCCUUUGCUGUCCAAAUGUAAUCAGUAGAUAGCAGGGACAUUAUUUGCACUAUUUAUGUUCAUUUUUAUGAGUUUUGUCUUGUAUUUCACAUUUUAAGUCUUCAUAACAGCUGAAGUGACUUUCAGGAAGAACAUGAAAACUAUAACUCUACAUAUAAUUCUGUGCUAUUCAAUUGUUUAGGUUUCUGAAUGAGCCACAUACACGAUCACCAUCAAAUAAAGGAUGCCCAUUUUCCUUGUGUGAUAUUUAAACUAUGGUUAUUUGAAUCUAAAUCUGUAUUUUGUAAAGUGUUUACUCUCAUUAAAUAUACACAUUUCCACUAGCAGUUAUAAUCUAAUAGGCUGCACCUUUACCAGACAUUCAUUUCUACCACUAGAUGGCAA